Messenger RNA from Eutrema salsugineum, 1807 nucleotides. Its product is annotated as berberine bridge enzyme-like 27. The transcript has a single exon. Bases 127 to 1749 code for a protein of 540 amino acids. The record is from RefSeq and is a predicted model, not a curated record. Gene Ontology annotation, molecular function: oxidoreductase activity; FAD binding. Lineage: Eukaryota; Viridiplantae; Streptophyta; Magnoliopsida; Brassicales; Brassicaceae.
UUAAGAAGAUGAUAGAGGCAAGGCAAAAACACUAUCCGGCUAUGCCUGACUAUAACCUUGUAGCCUAAACCCACUUCAGAAACAUCUUAUCUAUAUCCUCAAAUUCCUCAGUCUCUGCAUCAAAAAAUGGAGUUUGUGAGCUUUUUGCUUUCUCUCUUUACACAUUUUCUUCUGUUGAAUCUUUCUCUUGCUCGUUUUGCUUCAAUUCCAGCUCAUCGGACUAACCACGACGACUUUCUGAGCUGUCUCUCUCGCCGGGUAAACAACUUCACCGGCGAAUCUAGAAUCAUACACACCUCUAGUGACUCUUCCUUUUUCUCAAUCUUGAAUUCUUCCAUACAAAAUCCAAGAUUCUCGGUUCUUGAAACACCUAAACCGGUCUCAAUCAUCACUCCGGUUCAAGCCACCGAUGUUCAAUCCACGAUUAAAUGCGCACGGCUUCACGAUAUCCACGUCAGGACUCGGAGUGGUGGUCAUGACUACGAGGGCUUCUCGUACAUAGCCAAAAGCAGACCGUUCGUUGUCAUUGAUUUGAGAAAUCUCCGGUCUAUUACAUUAGAUGUUGAGAACCAGACCGGUUGGGUUCAAACCGGAGCUACACUUGGGGAAUUGUACUACGAGAUUGGGAAAUUGAGCAAAUCAUUGGCUUUUCCGGCCGGUCUUUACCCAACCGUUGGCGUCGGAGGACAAUUCGGAGGUGGAGGGUACGGUACACUGAUGAGAAAAUACGGUUUAUCAGCAGAUAAUGUAAUUGGCGCUCAUAUAGUCGAUGCAAGCGGAAGGUUUCUUGAUCGACAAGGCAUGGGUGAGGAUUUCUUUUGGGCUAUCCGUGGAGGUGGUGGUUCAAGUUUCUGCGUAGUUUUAGCAUGGAAGAUUAGAUUGGUCAGUGUACCAUCUCUAGUAACGGUCUUUGACGUCACGAAAACAUCGGAGAACAAGGCUAUCCAAAUCAUCAACAAGUGGCAGUAUAUUGCGGAUAAGGUACCUAAUGAUCUUUUCAUUAGAGCUAUGUUACAAAGAUCAAACAAAACCACGGUUUAUGCUUCAUUCCCGGGACUUUAUCUUGGUCCGGUAAGCGAUCUAUUGGCGAUGAUGGAUGAUAAGUUUCCGGAAUUAGGUCUUGAGAUUGGAGAUUGUAGAGAGAUAAGUUGGAUUGAGUCUGUUCUCUGGUUUAUCAAAGGAGAAUCAAUGGACACUCUUAGGCAACGGAAACGUACAUCUAGAUCUUUCAAGGGAAAAGAUGAUUUUAUCCAAAAACCACUACCUAAAACCGCAAUUCGAGAGCUUUGGAGACGAUUAUACGCACCUGAGGCUCGGCUGGCAAAGAUCAUACUCACUCCAUUUGGUGGCAAAAUGAGUGAAAUUGCUGAUUAUGAAAUACCAUUUCCACAUCGAGAAGGGAACCUUUAUGAGAUUCAGUAUUUGGCUUAUUGGAAUGAAGUAGAAGAUAAGAACAAGAUUGAUACAGAGAAGUAUUUGAGAUGGGUCAAGAGAUUAUACAAUUUUAUGACUCCUUAUGUUUCCAUGUCACCAAGAGGAGCUUAUGUUAAUUUUAGAGAUAUUGAUUUGGGGACUUAUAGUCAUGGGAUAAAUAUGAAGACAAAGUACGAAGAAGGAAAGAUUUGGGGAGUGAAGUAUUUCAAGAACAACUUUGAUAGAUUGGUGAGAGUGAAGACGAGUAUUGAUCCAAUGGAUUUCUUCUGUGAUGAACAGAGUAUUCCAAUUCUGAAAUCUGUUGAUGAUAUAUAAAAAUAAUUUAAAUUUAUUUUAUUUCAAAUAAUCUGUGAGUUUUUUCUUGAGAACCUAA